Molecule: messenger RNA, 1923 nt
Organism: Panonychus citri (citrus red mite)
Lineage: Eukaryota; Metazoa; Arthropoda; Arachnida; Trombidiformes; Tetranychidae
Exons: 4
Coding region: 31-1818 (595 amino acids)
Source: RefSeq, a predicted model, not a curated record
UAGAUUUUACACGUUUUAAUUCAUUUACACAUGUUACCUGAAUCAAGUGAGUUUCUACAUGAAAAAAGUGAAUAUAAAAAAGGGCAAAAGAAGAGUAAACCGCUAACUAGACGAAGAUACAAGUUACCUCAUCCCGAGUGGCAAAAACAGUUAUUGUCUUAUUAUAAAAUGGUGAACAAAAAAACAACAUUAAGGUCAUCUAAACGUACAAGCUCAGCAAGCAACAAGAACACUAAAACUGUUUUAGUAGAUCUAGUGGAUGAAUUACCUGAUACAUGUGAAAGCGAUGAAAUUUACAUUCUUCUUGCAACUGUAAGCGUACAAGUAAAUGAGCUUGUGCCAACAAUAAUACUUGUCCAUGAAGAUAGUUUUCAUCGUGUUAGUGCUAGUGAGUCCAAGAUCAUAAAGUACGAUAUUAACCAAACAUCUUAUGCAGGGAGAAUAUUAGCUUCUUCAAAUUCUCGUAAAAAACUUGAAAACACGUUUGACAUUGUUUUGAAACAAAAAUCAGGAUUGUUCAAGAAAGAAAAUUCAAGAAAAGAUUCAAUUUUUUACUCGUGUACGAGUCAAAUAGAGGUGUCAGUAGCUGAUGAUAACGAGAUUCUGGUUCUUGCGUUGAGACAUUUACUUGAAAAUGCCAAGUCGAGUGAUAAUGGGGAUGAUCUUCCUGUACAAGAUGACUCGAUGUUAAAAGAUAAUGAUCCUGAUUUCGAUGAAAAUACAAUAUUAAAUUCAACCCCAAACCCAACUGAACAAGAAAUUAGUGCUCGUCCGUUCAGUUCACUUUCACUGUCGAAUGCAGAAUCAAGUUUUGCUUCAUUAUCAACAAUUAGUGCAAUAGAACAGCCGAAUUCAAGUGAAAAAGAAGUAGAAAAUUUGGCUAUUCAACAAGAAUCAAGUUUCUCUGGUUCAAGAAAAGAAAUCGAAGGAAGUAACUCGAUAGAAGAAGAUGAGAAUUCAUGUUCUAGAGACAAGAUCUUAACUGAUGACAUUGAAAGUGUCGUGCCUACGAGUAAAACUCGCAAACGUCGAUCCAUAAAAAAGUAUUUCGCCGAUAGCAAGCUCCUAGCAAAAGUCAAGUCUCAUGCAGUUGAAAAGAAAAAAUGUUUUGAUGAAUCAAUCGAAUCGUCAAUAACUUUCGUGAAACAAACUUUACCUACUUUGAAACCAUCUAAGCCAUACCAACCCAUAAUCAUGCAUUUAUUCAAGAUAAUCAUGGACAUGAACGAAAAAAUGGAACAAAAUGAGAACAUAAAAUCAAGUAAUUCAGGAUACAAGAUUGAAAGAAAAAUUCAAGUGAAGAAAAUUAAAGACAAGGAACUCGUUAAAAUUGAUAAAAGAUUGACACUUGAAUUAGCUAAAUAUGGAUAUGCAAUCGAUAGAGAUCAACCUCAUUUAAUUGUGUCAAGAUUCAUGAGAAGAUGCUUCGAUAAGCAGCUCAAAAUAGGAGCUGAAGUCAAUGAUAGAGCCGACGAGAGCAAUUUCAUUUACAGAAUUGGAAGUCCUGAGUUUGAUGGACAUGAAAGGCUAGAAGAUGGACAGAAAUUAAUCGACAUGAUAAUAGAUCACUCUCAUCAAGUUCUCGGUCUAGAUUACGUUUGUUUCAAGGAAUAUCGUGAAUGCAUGACCCAAGUAACCAAAGCAAUUUACGAUGCUAAUCGUGCUGAUGGUUCUAAAACAAGAAAAAGUGUUUUGGAUAAUGAAAUCGGAAGCUCACAGCCAUGUAAAAGAAAGAAACUCAUGUUGGAAACUGAUGACGAAGAAGAUGAACAAGAAGUCAUGAAAACUGCAGAAUCUCGUGUAGAAAUGUUCAUUUAAACAAUUUCUAUGUUUAACGAAUUAUUCUACUGUUAAUUAUUCAUGUUUUGAUCGAAUUUUUCCAUUAAUUAUUCAUGUAUUGAUCUCGUUUAUUUGUCAAGUAAA